Molecule: messenger RNA, 5168 nt
Organism: Terrapene triunguis (Three-toed box turtle)
Lineage: Eukaryota; Metazoa; Chordata; Testudines; Emydidae
Gene: CARD9
Product: caspase recruitment domain family member 9
Exons: 13
Coding region: 2084-3850 (588 amino acids)
Biological process (GO): regulation of apoptotic process; positive regulation of canonical NF-kappaB signal transduction
Source: RefSeq, a predicted model, not a curated record
GCACAAGCUUUGCCAUGAAACCAUGUGCAGCACUUGAGACACAGCUGUUAACAUGAGGCUUAAGUGGGGUGUAGGACCUUCUGCCCUGGAGUCAAUGUGCCUUUGUGAAUGCCACGUAGGUAAUGACACCUGCUGGGCUGACUAGCCAGGCUGCCACUGUGCGGCACCUGAUCUCAAUCUUUGGUGAUUUGAACCUAACAUCAAAGAGAACUUUGAGAAUUAUCAGACACAAACAUGAUUUGUUGGGGAAAAGUCACCAUGGCUUUUGUAAAGGGAAGUCAUGCCUCACCAAGCUAUUAGAAUUAUUUGAGGAUGUCAACAAUCCUAUGAAUAAGGGUGACCAAGCUGAUAUAGAGUACUUGGAUUUUUAGAAAGCCUUUGAGAAGGUCCCUUAGCAAGGGCUCUUGAGGAAACUAAGCAGUCAUGGGAUAACAGGGAAGGUCCUGUUUAAAAGUUACAGUGAGGUAGAAAAGUUUGCAGAUGAUACAAAAUUAUUCAAGAUAGUUAAGUCCAAAGCUGACGAUGAAGAGUUACGGGAGAUCUCAAAAAACUGGGUGUAGUCUGCGCCCGCUCACUUCUAAAGGCCCCUCCCCCAGUUUCUGGUGGUCAUCUCUGGUGAUGGGGUCUAAUUGUAAUGCCUCCUAUUACAAGCAAGCUAGAACUAAGGUAUGGAGCAUGGGGGGAGAAUAGAAAUAAGGACCAUACUAUAGAGCAUCCCUAUAAUUCAAGGACCUGGGAUGCCCACACCUUUGGUCUAGGUGGUACUCGACCAGAUGGAGGGGUGGGAGAAUUGGACUGAUUCUGGAAGCUGUCCUCAGGCUCUAUUGCAGAGACGGUAUAUGCAUAGUGUGCACAGGUUCCAUCCUGUGUGCUGGCACCAAAAGGGGGCUUGUCAGGGAGGUCUCUCCAGUGGUUUGGCUUUAAAAGUAACCCCCUUCCCCUACUGUGCUACAACCAUGCCCAACACCUGGAUUCUGUUGUAAUGGAGAUUGGAGAGGACAAGAGUGGAAUUCCCAAAACCAUUUUAUAGAAAGAGCCAGAAACUUAAUUAGUAAAUGAAGAAAACUUAAGCUACAGCUCAGCCCUGAGCAUCAGUCAUGCUAGCGAGUCCUUUACCUAUCUGUAUCUAUUACACAGCUGAAGAAAUGAUCAAUAAGCAAACUUCCACCUAGAAACCAAGUGAAGUCAUCCGAAACUAUCACAGCCCUCGCUUGUCUGAAGUUGAGCCUCUAUCUUCGGUGGUUAUAACAAAUUAGAGUUUAUAUAUCUUCUGCCUCAAACACUUCGAUACCAUUUCCUUCAAAAAACCAAAAAUCACUGCCAGCCGACACCUGCAGACCCAAUGCUCCUGAGCAACCUCUUCCCAUUAUUUGUCAAGAAAACAUGGAAACAGAGGCAGGUUUUUAUACUUUAAUGUGGCACUGACGUACUGUCAUGAUGACAGGCCCCACAAGGUGGAUAGGCGUAUCACUUAGCACAUUGCUUUCAGACGGGUUUUUAAAUGAAAGCAUUAGUUCUGUUUAUCAUCUCCACCCCUCCGCUCCCUGAAGACCCCUGUCCUAUAACAUUGGACCUAGAAAGUUGAGAACCUACUUCAGAAGCUGUCGUUUUCCCACCUGGCUGUUGUGCAAGUUUCUUACUGAAGAGAUUGGCCAUUCUAGACAGUGCGUGUGCACUCCUGUAAUACUUCUCAUCAGUGAAACUUUAUAACCAUUAAAUAAAGAAGCCUCAACUGCUUCUCCGAGUUAUUACGUGGUACAGAUGGGGACAUUGAGGCACAGAGAGAUUAAGUUAUUCAACAAGUCAAUGGGGAUGUGAGGUGCUUCCAGACACUAGUUUGUCUGUUUUUUUCCCCCUUGUGGCUUCCUCUUUUGUUUUCCUUUGUCUUGGAUAAGCGCUGUAACCCACUGGUUUCCCCUUUCUUCUUUCUAGUUUUUACUCUUGAGUCAUCUGAAUUGCAGACAGACUAUUUAGGGAGCUUGCCAUGCGGCUGGGUUUGCUGGGAGAUGGGACAAAGAGUAUUGCCAUGCUGAGCCAGUGAGAGAAGGAGCCGAGGAGAGCCCGUGAGAGGAGGAAACACUUGAUGCGCAGAGCCAGGGGAAGAGUGAACCUGGCCCAAGCGUGCAUUCCUUGUAUCAAAAUACAAGAAGACCUGGCCUGCCAGUAUUUCUUGCUCUCCGCCAUGUCGGAGCAGGAAGAUGACGAGAUGUGCUGGAAUAACUUGGAGAACUUCCGGGUGAAGCUGAUCUCGGUGAUAGACCCCUCCAGAAUAACGCCUUAUCUCCGCCAAUGCAAAGUGAUUAACCAUGACGACGAAGAGCAAGUGCUUAACGACCCCAAUCUGGUAGUCCGGAAACGGAAAGUAGGCGUCCUCCUGGAUAUACUUCAGAGGACGGGCCAGAAAGGUUUUGAGGCCUUUCUCGAGAGCCUUGAGCUUUACUACCCACAGUUAUAUAUGAAAAUAACCGGCAAGGAGCCCAGCAGGGUCUUUUCGAUGAUUAUCGACACCGCGGGGGAAUCGGGGCUGAGCCAGCUCCUGAUGAACGAGAUCACGAAGCUGCAGAGCGCCGUGCAGGAGGAGAGGAGGAAGGCCCAGGAGCUCAACAUGUGGCUCCAUGCCAAGGAGGACGCGCUCAAGGAGAUGCGGGUGAGGGACAGCGUGCUGCGGAAGCACCAGGAGAGGGCCCAGAAGAUGAAGGAGGAGAGGGACAACUUGGCCAAGGAGCUGCGGAAAUGCAAGGAUGAGAACUACGACCUGGCCAUGAGCUAUGCCAAGCAGAGCGAAGAGAAGAACGCAGCCCUGAUGAAGAACCGGGAUCUGCAGCUAGAGAUUGACCAUCUGAGGCACAGCCUGAUGAAGGCCGAGGACGACUGUACACUGGAGAGGAAGCACACGAUGAAACUGAAGCACGCCAUUGAGAAGCGGCCGAGCCACGAAGUGGUGUGGGAGAUCCAGCGGGAGAAGGAGCUGCUGCUGGCCAAGAAUCAAGAGCUGGAGAACACUCUCCAGGUUGCCAAGGAAGGGAACUUUGAGAAGAACAGCCUCUACAUCCAGGCUCUGGAGGCUGAUCGGAGACGGGCCCUGGGGGAGCAUCAGGAGCUGGUGAACACCACCUACAGCCUGCGCAAGGCGCUCCAGCAAGCAGAGGAUCUCCAGGACAAACACGCGGAGGAGAAGGAGGUGCUGGAGCUGCAGUGCAUGUCCCUGAGGAAGGACUCCCGGAUGUACAAGGAUCGCAUCGAGGCCAUCUUGAAGCAGAUAGAAGAAGUGGCUGCAGAAAGAGACCAGGCGCUGCUGACCCGAGAGCAGUUCCACAUGCAAUACUCCAAGAGCCUGGUCAACAAAGACGCCUACCGCAAAGAGAUCCGGGAGCUGGGGGAGAGGUGCGAUGAGAUGCAGCUACAGCUGUUCCAGAAGGAGGGCCAGUUACUAGCCGCUGAGGCCAAGCUGAAAAAGUUGCAUCUGGAGCCACCCACGCUGUUCCAGACUUCUGACCUAGAUGACGUCUCACCCAGGAGUUCCCAAGAGCUCUCUUUCCAUGGAAACCUGGAUGAGGACACACUGCUGUCUGAUAAAAAAGAUCUCUCUGAAGGUCGGGAUCAGCAGUUCAGUGCGUUAGAGAGCAUUCAGUGCCUGCAGUCGUCAAACGAGGGUGGCCCACCCAAUGGAGAGCUGGCUGAGAAGGAGCGGCGGCGGAUGAAGGACAGCUUUGAGCACUAUCGGAGGUCUGGCCUGUGCUCUCGGGACUGCUCUUGCCAUGUUUGCAUAACCUACUGGUCACUGUGUGUCAUGUCCCCUGCUGUGCCUGAUCCACGGAGGAUGAGAAUCUGUUACUGCCUUCUCUUCUAGCUCAAGCCGUAGGGACUCGUGCAUUUAGUCCCAGAUGUGCCGAGCACGUUGGCCAAAAUGGCAGCCGUUGCAUUGCACUGAAACAAGUGUGGAUGUUUUCAGACACAUGUAUAUCAUGGCCUGUGUCCUAGGCUGCUUCAUGCCACUGACCGAUUCCACCGUAGUUUAACAGAGCGGUACCCAGAGGACAUGAAGCUGGGGGUGGUCACCUGGAUCAUGGGCAAUGGAUCACAACGCCACUCACUCAGAUUUGUAGAGGGUCUGUGCAGGGGCUCAUGGGCCAUGUGGGUCAGGCUGCUGGUGGGAGGAAAAGGAGUUCCUGAGAGGAGGUGGUGAGGGUCAGGUGGCAGGGACACAAAUCUAUGCCCACCCCACCCCAGACUUUUAAUGGCACUCUGCAGUCCUGGGGGCACCAUACUUUGGGAACUGCUGGCUUGGUAAGUUUGAUCUAUUUUACUAGCUCAGGGUUCCAUCCUGCUACUGCUGACACCAAAGACCAAGCUCCUAUUAAUGAGACCCAGGGCAGGUUUGAGCCCUUUCAAAACGAUUGCAAGUGGCCGAGCACCUCUGUCUCCGUCUUUGGGGAUUGAAGGGACUGAGCAUCAUGUCAAAUGCAGAUCUGAAUUUGCACACGAAAUAGAAAUGAUCCAAAAGAGCUAAAUGCUGGAGCAGAUUACAGGAAACAUCUAAAACCAUGUAGUAUUGCUUCUGUAAGUGGUAGUGUGCUGGGGUCUUGUGUAAUAUUUGUAUUCAAGAAGGAACUGAGAGUCAGGAAAUUCUUGCAUUCAGUUGUACUGUACAUUGAGGAAUAUAGGAAUAGCUUUACUGCUCUAGACUAAACCCAAUAAGCUUCUGAUCACAGUCUAUAUUGGAUGCUUGAGAGGAGACCCAGAACACUAAUCACAAUUGUGGAUAAUUUAUUUGACAAAGUUGCCCCAAUGAACAACGUUGAUUCAACCAGUGCGCCCCAGAAGUACAGGCGUGUGCUACUGUAUCAUGGAAGGAGACUUCUUCCUGACCUUCAGCAGGUGAUUACUUUGUGUCCUGGUGCAUGAAGGUAGAAAGGCUGCCUUAAUUUUUACUUUGGCCAGUGUCACUGCAAAUGCACAGUCCUGUUUGACUGAGUACUAAUUGAGUUUUUUCAGUUUGCUGGUUUAUGUGUAAUUGAGAAGCUUGUUGCUCAUGGAAUUUUGUUUUUCUCAUAAAUGUUUAACCUAACUUACAGAAAGAGGGCAUUGCGAAGGGUACAGAAGGGCAGACACCAUGAAGUGGACUGGGAAAACAACACUGGUAGUGACAACACGGACACUGAAGGCUC